GGAGAAAGAGCAGGAAAUAAAAAAGGAAAGGAAAGGAGCAAGAGACCGAUACGCUGGCUGGGAUAAUCUAGCCAACCUGGCGGACCAGGAGGAAAGUGGCUCGACGAUGCAGGGCAAGGAGAGCCCCGUCGGGUCCAACACCCAGGAGACCCAUCAAUAUGUUGGUCCUUAUCGACUGGAAAAGACCUUGGGAAAAGGGCAGACCGGAUUGGUCAAGCUUGGGGUCCACUGUGUGUUGGGCAAGAAGGUGGCGAUCAAAAUCAUUAAUCGAGAAAAAUUGUCGGAAUCCGUGCUGAUGAAAGUGGAACGAGAGAUCGCUAUUAUGAAACUGAUCGACCAUCCUCAUGUACUUGGCCUCUCGGAUGUAUACGAGAACAAGAAAUAUCUAUAUCUUGUUCUGGAACACGUUUCGGGCGGAGAACUUUUCGACUAUUUAGUGAAAAAGGGUAGACUAACGCCAAAGGAAGCGAGGAGAUUUUUUCGACAAAUUAUCUCUGCGUUAGAUUUUUGUCAUAGUCAUAGUAUAUGUCACAGAGACUUGAAGCCUGAAAAUUUGUUGUUGGACGAGAAGAAUAACAUUAAGAUAGCGGAUUUUGGAAUGGCGUCGCUGCAACCUGCCGGGUCCAUGCUAGAAACUAGCUGUGGUUCUCCUCAUUACGCUUGCCCUGAAGUUAUUCGAGGUGAGAAAUACGAUGGGAGGAAGGCGGACGUCUGGUCGUGUGGAGUGAUACUUUACGCGCUUCUGGUAGGCGCGUUGCCCUUCGACGACGACAAUUUAAGAAAAUUAUUAGAGAAAGUGAAACGAGGCGUGUUUUAUAUACCCCACUUUGUGCCGCCCGAGUGUCAAAAUCUGCUCAAAGGAAUGAUAGAAGUCGACCCGGACAAGAGACUUACGCUGGCGGAGAUAAACAGGCACGUGUGGGUGACAGCGGCAGGCAAGGGAGAGUUAGAACUAGAGCUGUCGAUGAUGGACGUGGUGCAGACGCACGUUAUUCCGUCCGUGGAGGCAAUCGAUCCGGACGUGUUGCAAGCAAUCGCGAGCCUGGGUUGCUUCAAGGAACGGGACAAACUCAUCCAAGAACUUCUCAGCCCGAAUCACAACACAGAAAAGGUAAUAUACUUUCUACUAUUGGAGAGAAAACGGAGAAGACCAGCUUGCGAGGAUGAAUUAGAAGUAAUGAGAGGAGGUAUGAGGGGUUCUGCAGGACAAUUGGAAGCGGAUCCACCGAGGAAACGAGUAGACACCUGUCGUGUGAACGGUAGCACGGCUUUGAAUCUUGGCGAAAUUAGCCAUGGUUCACCUCUAACACCUAGAAGACAGUCGAGUACCAGGCAUCACGCGCGUCGUUCGCCAAGCACCGGAUGUCACACACACGCGUCGCAUUCCCACGCAUCAACGCCAGGCAGCUCACCAUUGCACGGCUCCAAUGCUGUCGCAGGACUGCUCAGUCCUCAUAGAACUCCUCCAACCUCGCAUCUAGGCCAGACAGGAAGCCCUCACAGAUUGUCAACAGUAACAACCGCCGCGGGCAACGGAAACACUACUACGCCGCCAGUCGUCGCUCCUGUCGCUGCUCUACCCAAUGUGGGAAUAGAAAUAAACGAUGUCCAGCAGGUUGCGGUCGGUGUUACACCGCCAGGCUCUCCCCAUACUGGCGCCGGUUCAGGUGCCCAUCACUGGCGAUCAAGGCUUAACACUAUCAAGAACUCUUUCCUUGGUAGUCCUCGAUUUCAUCGGCGCAAAUUGCUCACAAGUGCUGAGGAGGUACAUCUCACUCCGGAUUCUUCUCCAGAACUUACAAAGAAAUCAUGGUUUGGUAGUCUAAUGACCACGGAGAAAGAUGAAACAUUUACCAUUCUCGUAAAAGGAAAAGUGUUAGCAAGCGUCAAAGCCGACUUGAUACAUGCUUUUUUAUCGAUAGCAGAGUUAUCUCACAGUGUAAGCUCACCCAUGUCCUUCAAAGUGGAAUACAAGAGGGGUAGUACAGCGCCGGCCAUGUUUCAAAGACAAGUCCGUUUUCAAGUAGACAUCAGCGCCAUAUCAAAACAGCCAAGUGAACCAUUGUUUGCCAUUACUUUUACUCUUUUAAGCGGAAACAUUCGAAGAUUUCGAAGAGUUUGCGAACACAUUCAGGCACAAGUCUGCUCAAGAAAUGUAGGAAUCAAUUUGGGAGGGCAGAGCCGAGCAGCGCCACCUAGUCCACGAGCAUCACGAAAAUUUACCACGGAGAUGAGCGAAAGUUCCAGCUGUGGAAGCGAUACUAGCGAACGGUUAUUUCUCAGCCCGCAUCCAGCUACCAGACAGGUAGUCUGUUUCAACAAGGUAGUGCAUCAUCUUCCUCCUCCUUCCCCUACAUACCAUUAUCGCGAUAAUUAUUAUAUAAUUAUUAUAUUUGGAAACGUUAUCGUUCUUCAUGGAAACCAGUUACCAAAGAUCGACUCGGACAUCGAGUCGGAUACAUCCGUAUUCGACGUGAAGUCACCGACCCGUGAAAAUGGUCGCAGAAGUUCGACCUCGACGAACAAUAACAAUCCGUUACCGGGUGACACGACCCCUACACCGGGAAGUCCGACGAAAGCGGUGCGCAGCAAUUCGGAGAGUCAAAACACGCCGGAAAAAAAAUGCGUAACUACGAUGAGCGGCAACAACAUAGCGUGAUACUAUCAGAACUUCCGUUUCGAGUUUCGAUCAAGUUUGAAGAACUUGUGGGACAGCGCCCAGAGAUUCUGGUGAAUCCCUCAUCCGAUCAAGAAAUGAUCCGAGGAACUAACCAGCAACGAAUCUUGAAAUGAUGCUUCAACUGAGGAUAAACUUCAAUGAGGCAUUAAGCUAUCGAUCCGAAUAACAAUAAGGAAAACACUUAAUGCGAUGGCACAGAGGUUAGAAAUGAUACCAUUUCAAGAAAGUCUAAUAAAAAUAUCUUGACUUUUUUUUGUCGCGAAUCAACGAACGUCAAAAGCGACCGAGAGAGAAUUUUAAAAGAGAACCAAUGAUAAACGUUCCUAAGAACGAGAAUAUCCAUUUAAAGAAAGAACAAGUCCAGAUCUGAGGAAAUUCAUCGAGGAAGCACAAAAUGCAAUUCAACUGAGAAAAAAGGCGGAAAGAAGUUUGUGCUGCCACGCAAAUUGUUCUGAUUAUUUCAUUGCAGUGAUCGCACAGUGAUGUGUGUAAUGAUCGUUUUGUCGCGGGAAUCAUAGUACAGUUUUUUUAUCUGAAAGUGAAGUGCAAUAGUGACGUUUGUACCGGUAUACUUACGUCGGAUCAUGUAAGAAUGGUUUAUCGGUACGUAUUAUACUUGUUGUACAUCGCUAAUUAGCGAUCUCGUUUUUAUCAUUAAAGAAAAAACCUGAGAAGUUGAAUAGACAUUGAUUAUACACUAUUUUAUAUUAUGCGAAGAAACUUUUAAUAUAUGUUGCUGAU
Molecule: messenger RNA, 3421 nt
Organism: Apis laboriosa (Himalayan honeybee)
Lineage: Eukaryota; Metazoa; Arthropoda; Insecta; Hymenoptera; Apidae
Gene: sff
Product: serine/threonine-protein kinase BRSK2
Exons: 14
Coding region: 107-2659 (850 amino acids)
Biological process (GO): intracellular signal transduction; protein phosphorylation; microtubule cytoskeleton organization
Cellular component (GO): cytoplasm
Molecular function (GO): tau-protein kinase activity; protein serine/threonine kinase activity; ATP binding
Source: RefSeq, a predicted model, not a curated record